Messenger RNA from Oncorhynchus gorbuscha (pink salmon), 2537 nucleotides. RefSeq names its product serine/threonine-protein kinase/endoribonuclease IRE1-like. Gene Ontology annotation, biological process: IRE1-mediated unfolded protein response; regulation of apoptotic process; mRNA processing. Gene Ontology annotation, molecular function: ATP binding; RNA endonuclease activity; protein serine/threonine kinase activity. Bases 251 to 2098 code for a protein of 615 amino acids. NCBI's taxonomy places the organism in Eukaryota, Metazoa, Chordata, Actinopteri, Salmoniformes, Salmonidae. The transcript is spliced from 14 exons. The record is from RefSeq and is a predicted model, not a curated record. Gene Ontology annotation, cellular component: IRE1-TRAF2-ASK1 complex.
GCGAGGACAGAUGACAAAGGUGUUUGAAAUAUCGGGUUGUGUUUUUAAUGCAGGGCGUCACCCAAAGUGCGUAACUCUUGUUUUCUACCAAGCGAAACUUAACAGUGCUCAAGACAAGGGAAGGGCAACUUAUUUGACAGCCAUGUGAUUUUCUUUAUUCCACAGCUCUCACUCUUCAUUUAAACACAGUGAUACAGUGUUGCUUAUUUGUUUAGAACAAACUACUUCUCAACAUUCUUAGUUUGCUGCCAUGACAUCAAAAGAGGAUGCUGCUGAGUUUGUGGAUAGACACAUGGCUGAGCUCAUCCAGAGGGUCCGCAAGGUGAUGCCCAUAGCAGAUGAUCUGCUCAGAAGGGGCAUGAUCCAAUAUGAAAUGUUUGCUAAUAUUUCAACUUCCAAGACCAACCCAGGCAAGAUGAGAGAGGUGUACAAAGCAUUGCAGUCAGGAGGGACACCACUUAAAGCAGCCUUCUAUAGGAUUCUGCUGAAAAAUGAACGUCUUCUGGUCAUCGAUCUGGCUGCUGAGUUUGUGGAUAGACACAGGGCUGAGCUCAUCCAGAGGGUUCACAAGGUGAUGCCCAUAGCAGAUGAUCUGCUCAGAAGAGGCAUGAUCAAUCCUGAGGUGUACUCUAAUAUUCAAACUGCCAAUACCAGCCAGGACCAGAUGAGAGAGUUGUACAAAGCCGUACAGUCAGGAGGGCCAGAAGUUAAAUCAGCCUUCUACAGGAUUCUGCUGAAAGAGGAACCUCAUCUGGUCAUCAAUCUGGGUCCUGCAUUACCUCCUGCCUCCAAUAUAUUUCCUGGGACUGGAGUUAAACCUGCUGCACUUGCAUCAGACGAGGAAUCGGUUGGAAAGAUCACAUACAACACCAAUAACCAUCUUGGAAAAGGUGCCGAUGGAAUUGUGUUCAGGGGUUACUUCCAUUGUGAUGAUGUCAACAAGCGUCCUGCGGCAGUGAAGAGAAUUGAACUAGCAAAACAAAGCAAUGCUGAUCGAGAGGUCGCUUUGCUUCUUCAAUUGGACGACAAUCCCCAUGUCGUCCGCUACUUCUGCACUGAGAAGGACAGGCAAUUCCUAUACAUUGCCAUCGAGCUGUGUGCCGUCUCUUUAGAUAAGUGUUUUACUAAAGAAAAUCCUUUUGACCUUCGCGGACUGAACCCAGUGAUGCUGCUGCAGCAGACCAUGAUAGGACUGGAACACCUGCACUGUCACAACAUAGUCCACCGUGACGUGAAGCCCCACAACAUCCUGUUGAAAGACCAUUCUGACUCAGUCACGGUCAAGAUCUCAGACUUUGGGAUGAGUAAGCAGUUGGUGGACGGCAGACAAAGCUACAGUAUGAGGUCGGGAGCCCUUGGCACCAUGGGCUGGAAUGCCCCAGAGGUCCUGGAUGACAGCAGGAGAGUAAACCCUACCAGUGCUGUGGACAUCUUCUCUGCCGGCUGUGUGUUUUACUAUGUGUUGACAGGAGGAGAACAUCCAUUUGGAAAACCCAAUAGGCGGGCUGGUAACAUCGAGGAUGGCAAAUACAACCUCGAUGGAUUAAAGAAAGACAAACAUGAGGACAUCGUGACCACAGACCUGAUAGAACAGAUGCUGAACAUGGAGCCCCAGAGGAGGCCUUCUGCUGAGAGCGUGCUCAAACACCCCUUCUUCUGGAGCCUGGAGAAACAACUGAUGUUCUUCCAGGACGUGAGUGACAGUAUUGUAAAUGAGACAUCGGAUGGUCCAAUCAUACAGCAGCUGGAGUCAGGGGGACAGGAAGUGGUGAGGAAUAACUGGAUGGAACAAAUCACAGCAGUUCUGCAGAAAGAUCUAGAAAUACGUAAAGGAGCAUAUGAAGAGGACUCUGUUAAAAGUCUUCUACGUGCCAUAAGAAACAAGAAACACCAUUACCACGAUUCUCCUAAGGAGGUCCAGAAGACUCUGGGCUCCAUCCCUGAUGACUUUGUCCCCUACUUCACCUCCCGCUUCCCCCACCUGCUGCUGCACACCUUCCUCGCCAUGCGUUCCUUUGCUGAGGAGCUGACUUUACAACAUUAUUACCUCAAGUCCAACACGAAACUUAGACGGCAGAAGAGAACACACCCAGCCUGACGUGACGACAACCAAGCCAACAACUAAAAAAUGUGAACAUAGUGUGAAGUCAGGCGCUCCGCUGAGACGUACUCCAUCCCACACCAGCAAACCUCCAAUUUAUGUCAGUACACUGUAUUGUCAUGGUUCUUUUUACAUGAACAAUAUUGGUUUGUCUGAAGAAGAAGCAAUCACUUUCACUUGUAUGCAGAUGACACUGUUGUGUAUGCUAUUUCACCGAUGGCUGACCAGGUUCUGUCAGAGCUUUAAUCUGCCUUUAUUGUCUUGCCGAAAGCCUUUAUUAACUGAAAUUGGUACUUAAUGCAGGUAAAACCAAGUAUAUAUUAUAUUCCAAAUCACGUAAAAAAAUGUAUCUGAUGAUUUAUGCAUGUGUACAUUGGAUGGUGCCCUCAUUGAUUAUGUCCCCAACUAAUAAAUAUCUAGGCAUCUGGAUUGAUGA